CAAUCAAAUCCCGCUCUAGAGCCCAUGAUAUCAUCACGAAAAUGCUAGCUAGCCUGGGUGAUCCAUAUACAAGAUUCCUGUCGUCCUCCGAUAGACCGAAGACCUAGCCGCCAGGGCCGUCUCCAUCCCUGUCCUCCCCUUCGUCGCCGAUGGAGGAAGCCGUCGAGCGAAGCUCGGGCGGCCGACGGCGGUGGCGGAGGUCCUCUUCCCUCCUGCGUCCGGAUUGUGUGACGCGGGUCACCCAACUGUCAGUACUGAACUUGCAAGACCAGCGUUGGCGCCUUCUUCAGUUAACGGACGGCCGAGAUCACUUGCAUCCAACGGCUCGCGCAGCUCGCCGUCACUGUACCGUUUCAUUUGCCGUUACUGUAUUAAUUCUGUUGCCGUUGCCGUUGUCUGUCGCCAGUGGGCUAUAAAGCCAGGUGCUCGCGUCUGUACUGGGUAUUGAGAUUUGCUAAGAUGCUUAUUCACUUUACAGUACACUUUAUAGCAAUAUAAACCCUAGCGGGGCUACUUUUCCCUUUCCUCCUUCGAUCUGUGAGCGAGUUCAUCGCGUUCUUGCUGAAAUCCCUAGCUAGGGCGUGACAAUUGGUAUCAUGAGCGCAGUCUUUCCUCGGAGAAGAGAUAGAUCGUAGCUACCGCUGUAUUUUCCCUCCCUUUUUUUCGACAGACUUGGUGGCGAUGGUGGCGGGGUCGGCGGGCAUGGCGGCGGUAGACUAAUCCGGCGGCAGCUCGUUGAGUGAGACUGGUUGGAGAGCACCUUGGAGGAUGCUGUUUCGGCGGGUGAUGCGACGGGUGAUGCUGUUUCGGCGGUGAUUUUCUCAGGCGGCGGCAGGAUUCAGUGCUAGAUCGGGUUACCGGAGCUAUUCCGGCCGUAAAAUUCCUCCGUGCCACUGUAUCACGAUGGGGCGUUCCAAAUCCACCCUGGAGGAGUCGGAAGUUGCGGAUCUACUCGCCAUGAAGGGCGAAUUCAUGCAGCAUCGGGAAGAAACUGCAGAUCUGAGAGGCGAGGUUGAUGACCUGCGGAAGGACGUACACAGCAUAAACCUCAAGCAAGACACGAUGGUCUCUAUUCUUGAUGGAGUGCAGAAAGCUGUUCCCACCCUCAGUUCGCAGCUGUCGACUAUGGCAGAGGUUCUCAAAUCCCUUCGAUCCACGGAAGCCUCAAGUUCAGCACAACAGGGCAAAUCAUCACCUGAUCUACCACAGAAAGAAACAGCAACAGUGGAAAGAGCCAUGUCUGAGGAGAUACGACGACGACUUGUGAUGGAACAGGAGAAAUCAAGACUGGCCGCAGCACAUAUCCCAAUCCACUUACCACCCAUUCAGGUACCCAGGCCUGCUAUUCCACCAGGGUUCGGAGCCAAUCAACCAGUGGAAAUACACUCGGGAAAUGCCACUCCCACUGCAGCAUAUAAGACUGCCCGCACACCUGGAUUCCAUGGGUUUCAACCACCAGGAGUUCGUCAGAGUUGGGAUGAUUUUCAGAAGCACUAUGACCAAGAGAUGCGCACACAAUUCCUGAAGAGCAUCACUAAAGGUCCACGCAUGGAUUUUCCUCGUUUUGAUGGAGAUAACCCAGCAGGGUGGAUAAGACAGUGUGAGAAAUACUUCCAGAUGGCCGGAGCACCGGCUGAAUUCAAGGUUAACCUGGCACAACUUUAUGUGACAGGAAGAGUUGAUGUCUGGUUGAGACGUUCUGGAAUUCUAAAAAAGCAGUUAACCUGGGCACAAUUCUGUGAGGAGAUUUUGCGCAGAUUCUCAUCAGCCAGCUCAUAUGAGCUAACUGACAAGUUUAACACCCUCAAGCAUAACACCCUCACUGUGUCAGAAUACACUGACCAAUUUGAAGAGUUAAUGGCAGAGGUCCAAUCUGAUAACCCUAUCAUGGAUGAAAGCUGGUUUGUGCGGUGCUAUGUAAAUGGUCUACGUUCUCAAAUCAAGUUCCAAGUUAGAGCUCUGAGACCUACUGGGUUGACAGAGGCCUAUUGGUUAGCAGUAGACCUGGAAACGGGAGCUGCUGAGAAGAAAUCCUACACUAGUUACUCUGGAACUACUAAGUCUAUCACUGGUUAUCAGAAAUUUACCACUGCCUUACAUGAGAAACCCACUGAAUCCAAACCUGCUGUUGUCAACCAAAGAGCCAGGGAACCUGGUAAGUGUUGGAGAUGUGGGGAUGCAUGGUUUCAUGGACAUGAAUGCAAAAUGGCUCCUGCAUUAAAUGUACUGAUUGGGGAAGAUCCCACUGAACAAGCAAAAGAAAAUGAGGAGGUGGAGGAACAUGAGAUGGAAGAACAACUGCAACAAGAAGAGCAUUGUAUGACACUCUCUGCACAAGCAAUGAAAUCUGACAAUGUCAACACUUGGAGAAUGUGCAUUGACUACAGGAAACUUAAUGCUGCAACCAUCAAAAAUAAGUUUCCCAUACCUGUGAUUGAGGAUCUUUUGGAUGAACUCCAGGGAGCUACCUACUUCACCAAAUUGGACUUGAGAUCUGGCUAUCACCAGGUGAGAAUGAAUGAGCAAGACAUACCUAAAACUGCAUUCAGGACAUAUUUUGGUCACUAUGAAUUCCUGGUGAUGCCCUUUGGACUAGCUAAUGCACCUGGGACUUUCCAAGCUCUGAUGAACAACAUAUUUGGUCCAUAUCUAAGGAAGUUUGUGUUGGUAUUCUUUGAUGAUAUCCUCAUUUUCAGCAAAUCCCUUUCUGAACAUUUGGAGCACAUACAAAUUGUUCUCCGGCUCCUGAAAGAACACCAGCUUUUUGUUAAACAUUCUAAAUGUGUGUUUGCUUCCAAACAAGUGGACUACCUGGGCCACAUCAUCACUUGAGAA
Hordeum vulgare subsp. vulgare (domesticated barley) is the source of this 2835-nucleotide messenger RNA. RefSeq names its product carboxyl-terminal-processing peptidase 1, chloroplastic. Gene Ontology annotation, molecular function: serine-type peptidase activity; protein binding; endopeptidase activity. The transcript is spliced from 2 exons. The coding region runs from base 904 to 2832 and encodes 642 amino acids. The record is from RefSeq and is a predicted model, not a curated record. NCBI's taxonomy places the organism in Eukaryota, Viridiplantae, Streptophyta, Magnoliopsida, Poales, Poaceae. Gene Ontology annotation, biological process: proteolysis.